Paramecium pentaurelia is the source of this 1069-nucleotide messenger RNA. The record is from the annotation of a GenBank genome assembly. NCBI's taxonomy places the organism in Eukaryota, Ciliophora, Oligohymenophorea, Peniculida, Parameciidae.
AUGUCAACAGAGGAACCUGAAGCGUAGGGGUGUGAAUUAUUGGGAGGAUUUGGAAUAUUAGUAUAAUCAAUUUUGGGAUUCCUUUGCUUUUUAGUCCUUGUCUGUAAUAAAUUCAUUUUUAUAUUUUUAGUCAAGAGGCACAUUGAAAAACCUAAAAGAGUUUGGAAAAUAUUUUUAAUGGUAAUUUCAGAAUACAUAACAUAGGAUACUGCUAAAUAGUUUGUUAGUGCUGUUGUGCAGCAUUUCUUAAAUAUUGGAUUGGCUUUAUUGUUGAGUUCUGCAGAUAGUGGAGAUUAAUGUUAAUGGUAUAUAAUAUUGUUAAGGUAGGUAUUUUAUUACUUAUAUGUUGGAUUGUACUAUAGGUAUGUUAAUUAAUUGUUUAUUGAUCACUCUUUUUGAAAAACUAUUUCAAAAGUUAGGUUAGACGGUAUACAUCUUAGUAAUUUUUAUAGCAAUUUUAAACAGGCAAUUAUUACACUAUAUCCUAUCCAUAAAUAACAACUUACUCUAUAAGUUCUAAUGAUUUAACUCAAGCCUAAAAAGCUAAACCUAAAGUUGAAGUUGCAUAUGGAGUGUAUGUAUUUUAAUUAACAUUGUGGAUUUUAAUUGUUGUUGUAGUAAGUUAUCACUCAUUAAAACAAGAGCAAAGUUAUCCUUUAUUUUUUCUAAUUAAUCUUGGGAGAAUAUUUAUUGACAGCAGUAUCAUGGAUGUUCUAACCUAUAAAUUAAUAUCCAGAACUCGAGCUUGUAAUUGUACUAGUCAUCAUACCUUUAAUAUUUAAUGCUCUUUGCGUAUCAAAACAGGUUAUUAUAGUUUUGGGUGCAAGAUUCAUUUCUCAAGAAAAGUAAAUUUAAGAAGAAGGAAAAAAAUGCAGUUUUGGAUGCUCUCUAUGAAAAAACUGACUAGCCUGUUGAAGUGGAAAUCAUAGAUGGAGAUGAGAGUUGCAGACCUUCAAUAACAGGAAUUGAAUUAUAGCCCUAGUAGACAAAUAAUGAUUUAGUAAUUACAGAGACUAAAUAUGAUGUUGAAGUAAACGAAUAAUAAACUGAUUCAUCAAAUGAGGUUUGA